Aspergillus fijiensis CBS 313.89 is the source of this 1876-nucleotide messenger RNA. RefSeq lists its product as uncharacterized. The record is from RefSeq and is a predicted model, not a curated record. Bases 14 to 1870 code for a protein of 618 amino acids. The transcript has 2 exons. NCBI's taxonomy places the organism in Eukaryota, Fungi, Ascomycota, Eurotiomycetes, Eurotiales, Aspergillaceae.
CCAACCUCUCAUCAUGAACCGCUUGCCAGUCGAAAUAAAGCAAAUGAUUGCUGACGUGAUCGGCGAUGUGUCGCGGGAUUCCCUGCGGGAUUUAUCGCAGGUGAACCAUGAGUGGCACGAGAUUGCCGGACCUGGCGUCUAUGGAACCCUCCUUAUCCACCUAGAGGCCAAGAAGCCAGCUCAUCUUGACCGCGUGAUUCGGCUUCUGGACGCUACCCUCAUUCUACCGCUUGUGAAACACGUGAUACUGUUGAAUAGAGAUACGAGGCGUUCCAUAGCAGCAGCGAAGGACGAGAGGCUCUGUCGGUAUCUACGCCAAAGUCCCCCGGAGGAUAUCAUCGUCCCCGGGUUGGGUGUAUACAUGGGGGAUUGGAACCCCAUCAUCCGCCUCGUGCAGCGGCUGACUUCGCUGAACCGCUUCGAUUUCCUGAUUCACAUGUACUACCCGCCGGAACUGUUACAUGUUCUCGCCCAGGCGCACCCGCACUGCCGCGUAUCGGUAUCUCCCCGCUGCAGCUUCUACCCAGCGGAGGACUUCUCGCGGAAGAGAUGGGCUCAAUCUCCGGUGCUACAUGCGGUUCGGGUUAUCUACUACGAAGAUCGAGUCUAUGAGACCGUUCACACGGAGCAUCCCGAUCGCUCUCUGCGAGAUCUCCUACGCCAAGCGCCUCAUAUCAAGCAGGUGUCCUUGCAGAUCAGCCCGAAGACGCCAGGCAGCACACGGCAGAACUACACCAAAUGGCUCGAGUCCCGGCCGCCGGAGAGCGGAAUUGAUACCAGCCCUACGCGUGCGAGGCUGGAAAUUUUGUCAUUACCCUUAAGCACCACAAUGACCGGGGACGGGUUCCAAGCGUGGUCCCGGGUGACCGACCUGGGCUACCUGACUGCAUGGACGGCGGGCGCCCUAGAAGAGGAGAGCGCGCUGGCAGCCAUCACAGACCUGCAGCCCUUCCGCGCCCUCAAGCGUCUCACCAUCUCCCUCCAGCCGCCUGCAGACUCUCUACCCUCAUGGUCCCAGACCAUUCAGGCGAUGUUCGACUCGCUUCCGCCGCUGACGUAUCUCUGCCUUCUGGGCACGUACGAUCCGAUGAUUCUCCCCACUGCCGUCCUCGACCGCCAUGGCUCGACGUUGGUCGAGUUGAAGCUGCAUCGUGAGACCCCCAAGUACCAAAGCUACGAGUCCACCCGGCUGGCGCAAAAGGGUCAGAUCGCCCCGAUGUUUCCCGCGGAUGCGAUUCGCCGGAUGGCAGUCCGCUGCCCGAGGCUAAAGACGCUGCGCAUCUGCGUGCAGCGCCACCGGGGCCACCCCACCGAAACGGAGGCCUACAAGGCCCUCGGCGAAUUCCCGGCGCUGGAGACACUGGACCUCGUUCUCAACUGCCUCCCGGUGGUGCAGGACGACGGGACACCCUUCCCGCCGCGCGCGCUGAGUGAGUACGAGCAGGGGCACAACCAGGACCACGUGCCCAGAUGGAUUCUCCGGGACUGUGCCAUCAACUGCGCGAUCGACGCCCCGCUGGCCGCGGCCAUCUUCAAGCGUAUCCACCCGCGGCCGCAGAGGGGCACUCUGCGACUGCUGCGCCUCCACCCGCUCGCAGGCCACCACGGUCAGUAUCGGGUGGCCCGUGAAAUUAGCAACUCACAGGCUCUUCUUGCGCGCGGGUAUCUCAACUUUCAGGUCAUGGGGAAGUGGCAGGUCGCUUGGGAUGGCGCCGGUUGGCUGCGGCCCCGAAACCGUGAGACAACACGCUGGGAAGGAAGGAGAUCAGCAGUGACGAGCGCGGAUCUUGAGAUCUUUGAGUCUAUUUGGCCGUUGGCCCGGGCAACCAAGGAUUGGCCGUUAGACUGGCAGAGCUGGCCUCUGCAAUAGAGACGC